UCUGUUCAGCUUCCCCGCACUGCGAUGGGACUUCCCCUCACCCAGAGCUUACAUAAAAGUUAAUGUUCAGCCUCCGGACCCGCCCAGAGUUUGCAUCAAUCAACGUCCAGCUCUUGUGGAAGGAGAGCCAGAGCCAGCAGCGGCGGUGGGGAUGCAACGUGCGGUGCUGGUGACCGGGGCGAGUCGCGGGCUGGGCUUGGAGCUGAUCCGCCAGCUGGGCCGAGCUGAGCGGCCACCGCGUUACCUGUUCGCCGCCUGCAGAGAUCCCGAGGGAGCCCGGGGGAGAGAUCUUAAGAACUUUGCAAAAUGUUUCUCAAAUAUAAAAAUAGUUAAGAUGGAUCUGGAUGACUUUGACAGCAUUCAAGAGAGUGCUGAAGAGAUUCAAAAGGUAUUGAAAAAUAAUGGCCUAAAUCUGUUAAUAAAUAAUGCUGGAAUUAACCUUGGUGGAGGUCUGAAUGAAAUUACUCCUGAAAUAAUGAUGAAGACUUACACGAUCAAUGUCAUUGGUCCAAUGAUGGUUACGAAGGCUUUGCUGCCAGCUUUACUGCAAGCAGCUCAGCUGAGUGAUGAACCUGGCUUUAGCAGUAAGAAAGCAGCAGUUAUCAACAUGUCCUCUAUCAUGGCCUCCAUGGAGUUGUUUAACAUUCAACAUGGGAAAACAUAUGCCUACAGGAUCAGCAAGGCUGCAUUGAAUAUGGUGACCAAGUGCUUAGCUAAUGAACUGAAACCCCAUGGAAUCCUUUGUGCUUCAGUGCACCCUGGCUGGGUCAGAACAGACAUGGGUGGUGAAAAGGCACCAUUAACCAAAGAAGAAAGUGUGCAGGGGAUUCUCAAGGUACUUUCAAGGCUUUCAGAGCAAGACAAUGGAUUGUUUUUAGACUGGAGAGGUCAGCUUUUACCUUGGUGAAUUAAUUUGAAAUAGAAAUGGAAAUUAUGACCUAUGUGGCAAUCCUGUUUGUUAAGUAUUGAAAAUUAUUAUGAAAUACAGAAUAUAUUCUUCCAUUUUUAAAGUUUAACUUUGUGUAAUGGAAGUGAUUAACAGUAUCCUUGAUGUACCUGACACUUAAUAAUUAGAUAUAAAUUGUUAAUAAAAUUAUCUCUGAUUUAAC
This is a messenger RNA of Pristis pectinata (smalltooth sawfish), 1109 nucleotides long. RefSeq names its product C-factor-like. Bases 152 to 907 code for a protein of 251 amino acids. The record is from RefSeq and is a predicted model, not a curated record. The transcript is spliced from 6 exons. NCBI's taxonomy places the organism in Eukaryota, Metazoa, Chordata, Chondrichthyes, Rhinopristiformes, Pristidae.